Molecule: messenger RNA, 3462 nt
Organism: Anopheles coustani
Lineage: Eukaryota; Metazoa; Arthropoda; Insecta; Diptera; Culicidae
Product: U4/U6.U5 tri-snRNP-associated protein 1
Exons: 2
Coding region: 72-3200 (1042 amino acids)
Biological process (GO): maturation of 5S rRNA; mRNA cis splicing, via spliceosome
Cellular component (GO): U4/U6 x U5 tri-snRNP complex
Source: RefSeq, a predicted model, not a curated record
AGAUCGCAUCGUUGUGGAAAAGAAGCACAGGGUUUUCUAGCAUUCCGUACACGAAACAGGUAACAACAGCCAUGGGUUCAUCAUCAAAAAAGCAUAAACGAGAUUCUAAAAAGCAUAAACGUCGUUCGCGUAGUCGUUCGCGUAGCCGUUCACCACGGUACGACCGGGAACGCGAGCUGGACCAUCGUUCCCGUUCGUACUCGGAGGACCACGAAAGUUACAACGAUGGCGGCACGGAACGGCGCCGGCACAAGAAGCACAAGCGAGAUCGCAGUGAGCACAGGCAGCACCACCACCAUCGGCAUCAGCAGUCAUCGUCGGGUCGCGAACAUGGUCGCGGCGAACGUGCGAACUACGACGGGGGUGCGGUGAACGCCGUCGACGAUGACUCGGACAGCUCGGACUGUGUGGAGGUGCCACUGGAAGAGACCAGCGCGCCUCCGCCACCUCCACCGUCGAUCAGUGCGCGUAAAUCGCCGGACGCAGAGAAGGCCGCUCCACCAUCGCCACCACCACCACCGCAGGUACAGAAGCGUCGUCGAUCACCGACACCCCCACCAGCACCGAAGGCGUCCUCAUCGUCCUCAAGGAAACGUUCCGUGUCGCCGAUUCCAGCAAACGGUGCCGGCGAUGUGCUUUCCGUGGAGGAGACAAACAAAUUGCGAGCAAAGUUGGGCCUUCGCCCUCUUGAUGUUGGUCCAUCCAAGGUUCAACCGGAAUCGUCCUCGAGGCGGCGCCAUCGAUCACCAUCUCCCCCGCCUCCACCGAAGACAUCGUCCUCUUCCCGCAAACGUUCGGUGUCACCGAUCCCGGAGAAUGGUGCCGGUGACGUCCUUUCAGUUGAAGCAACCAACAAACUGCGCGCUAAGCUCGGACUACGUCCACUGGACGUUGGUCCGUCGACAUCCGAAGGAUCGUCGAAGAGACGCCAGCGUUCACCAUCUCCCCCACCGGCACCGAAAGCAUCAUCAUCAUCGUCAUCAUCCACCAACCGGAAGCGAUCGGUAUCGCCGAUCCCGGAAAACGGUGCCGGUGAUGUGUUGUCGAUCGAGGAAACGAACAAGCUGCGCGCUAAACUCGGACUACGUCCACUGGAUGUUAGCAGCACCGGACCGAGCUCGUCGUCUAAAGCGGCCACCACCAGCAGCGGUGAAGGUGGACGUAAUGAGUCCGAAAACUACGACAAAAUCAAGGACGAUUGGGGUGAGUUCUACCACAAACCGGCAAAGAACCUGAAGGAAACUUCGCAAGAGGAAAAGAUACGUGAAAAGUUGGCCGAACGGCGGGAGAAGCGCGCAAUCGAGGAGAAACUGAAACGUCUGAAGACGCUGGGUGAGGAGGAGGAAGUGGAUGACCUGAAAAAUUGGGUAGCAAAGUCACGCGACAAGGACCGGUUGAAGCGGGAAGCGGCCGAGCGAGCACGUCAGUUGGAUCAGAUGGACGAGGAGCUGGUUUCGGGUGACGUGGAGGAAGCCGAAUCAUCCUCCGUCCGCCAAAGGCAACCCCGUCGGAGGGAGCAGUCGUACCGUGAUCGUGAUCUACAGGGGUUGCGCGUGGAGCACGAUGUGGAAGCGUUCACGGAAGGCCGGCAGGUUAUCCUAACGCUCAAGGAUGCAAACGUGCUGGACGAGGAAGCGGGCGAUACGCUCGUGAACGUGAACAUGAUGGACGACGAGCGGUACAAGCGUAGCGUGGAGAACCGGAAGGCCAAUCCGCAACACUACGGCUACGAUGUGUACUGUCAGGAUGAGGUGGACGAGUUCGGGCAACCGAAGCAGCGUGAAAUUCUCGGAAAGUACAACGAAGAGAUCGAGGGCCAUCGCAAGAGUAGCUUCGUGAUCGGCACGAAUGCAGAACAGGAGGCAAAGGAGAAGCGACGGCUGCUGGAAAUCAAGACAAAGCUGGACAGGAAAAAGCUCGACUCCCUUGAAACGACUCCACUUUCGCUCGUGUCCGACUAUUUCACCGAAACGGAACUGGCCUCGUUCAAGAAACCCAAAAAGAAGGUCCGCAAGAUACGGCAAAAGCUACGGGCGGACGAUCUGCUCGCCUCGCUACCGGAAGAGGAAACAUUGGCCGAUCUGGGAUCGCGAUCGAAGCGAAGCGAACGAUCCUCCGGAACGACCCAGGAGCGGAAGAGUGUUCGUGCACGUGCCGCAGACAUACUGGUCACCGAUGAUACACCGGCCAUGCUGGAGGAUCUGAGCACGGUGAAGCUGGAAGACACGGUCGAGGACGACGAAGAUCUGCAGGCGGUGUUACAGAAAGCGCGUCGUUUGAAGCAGAAGGAAGCGAUCAUCUCGAAGGCGCUUCCGAUCGAUCCGGAACGCGUAAAGAGCGAGGUGAAGGAGGAGCCGGAUAGUGGUGGCGAGCAGCAAGACCAUCACGGUGCGAUGCUGCUCAACUCAACGGCCGAGUUUUGCCGCACACUCGGUGACAUCCCGACGUACGGCACGGCCGGCAAUCGUGAGGAAGAUCCGAACGAAAUGAUGGACUUCGAGCGCGACAGUGGAAGCGAUCACGAUGGGAUGGAUUCCGACCCGGACGAGGGUGCCGGAACGUCCCGGCGGCACGAUCACCGGCAUGGUGGUACGUGGAACUCGGUUAACACCGAGCAGGAACAGGAGGAUACUACCGGCAGCCGCGAGCUGAAGAACGUCGAGGAAGUCGCCAUCCUCGACGAGGAACCGGAUGUGGCGCUUAGUGUGGCCGGUGCGUUGAAACUGGCCCAAUCGAAGGGUUACCUCGAGCGGGAAGAAAGCAAUCGGCCAAGCAAUGCGCGGUUUGCGCACCUUCAGGCGCAAAACUAUUCGAUCGAGGACAAGAACUACGGCGAGGAGAAUGACAAGUACUCGCGGCGCGAUCGGUAUGCCGGUCCGAUCAUGGAGUUUAAGGAGAAGGAAACGUUCAAACCGAACGUCAAGCUGGACUACAUCGACGACAAUGGCCACCUGCUGACGCAGAAGGAAGCGUUCCGCUACCUUUCGCACAAGUUCCACGGAAAGGGUCCGGGCAAGAACAAGAUCGAGAAGCGGUUAAAGAAGAGCGAACAGGAGGGGCUGAUGAAAAAGAUGAGCUCCACCGAUACGCCACUCGGCACACUCAACAUGUUGCAGGCGAAACAGAAGGAAACGCAAUCGCCCUACAUUGUGCUGAGCGGAACCAAGCAGACCACGAGCAUCGUGAAGCAGAAGCGCUAGUGCUGCCAAGUCCGGUUCUCUUCCCCUUUCCGACUAGUGUGCAGCGAACUACUAGCAAACGUGUGUGAUUUGUCUAUUCUUCUUGUGAAUUCUUCUGAUCUUAGAAUAUAAAAACAUGAUUGAAUAAAGUAACAUUUGGAUAAACCGAGAGCACCAAAACCACAUGAUAGGCUGACUAUAUUAAUCCUCCCUCAAGGAAAUACACUAUGCGGCCGGUAUAUUUUUCCGGAAAAAAUCCAGCCGAUUCAACCGUAGUGAAAUG